AUGCCCGUCGCUUUCGUCGCAGCAUACGAGAAGGGGUCCAACGUUGACAAGGACUACUACGUCAAUAAGCAUAUCCCUCUCGUGACCUCAACCUCCACGUCCCUGGAUGAGAACGACCCGUAUGAGGCCGUCUUCCAGGCCGUGUUCGAGAGCAAGGAAGCUCUCGAAAAGUCGCUCAAGGACCUGGGAGAGGAGCAGAAUGCUACGUUCUAUGAGGACGCGAAGAAGUUCUCAACCAAGGAGCCCAAGGUGUAUCACAUGGAGAUCCGGGCGACUUCCAGCUCCUAG
Molecule: messenger RNA, 288 nt
Organism: Diaporthe citri
Lineage: Eukaryota; Fungi; Ascomycota; Sordariomycetes; Diaporthales; Diaporthaceae
Exons: 2
Coding region: 1-288 (95 amino acids)
Source: RefSeq, a predicted model, not a curated record